AUGCCUUUCAAGCCUGAUAUUUCAGCAAAAAUGUUGGGAAAUUCUAAGGCAGUCGCAUCAAAAAGGCUAGUUCAGUUAUGGACGCGUUUAGAACGUGAUCCCGCUAUGCAAACGCUCUAUUCAGAAUUCCUCAGCGAAUAUGAAUUAUUACAACACAUGGAAGAGGUGAAAGAAAAUUCAAAUGUCGAAAACGGAUACUAUCUACCACAUCACGGUGUGUUACGCCCAUCAAGCAAAACUACUAGGCUUCGUGUAGUUUUCAACGCGAGUGCUAAAACGUCCAGUGGACAUUCAUUAAAUGACUUGCUGUGCAAGGGAGGAGUGCUUCAGGAAGAUUUCUUCUCGAUUCUAAUCAGAUUCAGAAAACACGUUUACGAAUUAACUGCAGAUAUCAAACAAAUGUUUAGAAAAAUUGAGAUCAAUCCUUUUCAACCCAAACUUCUAAAAAUUCUGUGGAAGAACAAUAAAAACACACCAACUAAAGUGUAUGAAUUACACACAGUGACAUAUGGAACAGCAUCCGCUCCAUACUUAGCAACGCAGGUUUUGCAACAACUUGCCAUAGAGGAUGAGUAG
Argiope bruennichi is the source of this 576-nucleotide messenger RNA. RefSeq lists its product as uncharacterized. The record is from RefSeq and is a predicted model, not a curated record. Bases 1 to 576 code for a protein of 191 amino acids. NCBI's taxonomy places the organism in Eukaryota, Metazoa, Arthropoda, Arachnida, Araneae, Araneidae. The transcript has a single exon.